This is a messenger RNA of Melitaea cinxia (Glanville fritillary), 1870 nucleotides long. Its product is annotated as importin subunit alpha-1-like. Gene Ontology annotation, molecular function: protein binding; nuclear import signal receptor activity. Gene Ontology annotation, cellular component: cytoplasm; nucleus. Gene Ontology annotation, biological process: NLS-bearing protein import into nucleus. The transcript is spliced from 11 exons. NCBI's taxonomy places the organism in Eukaryota, Metazoa, Arthropoda, Insecta, Lepidoptera, Nymphalidae. Bases 1 to 1530 code for a protein of 509 amino acids. The record is from RefSeq and is a predicted model, not a curated record.
AUGUCAGACCGUACGCAUACAUCAAGAUUAUCGUCUUACAAAAAUGCUGGCAUUGGAACCAAUGAAUUGCGUCGUAAAAGAGCUGAACUAAGCGUUAAUCUAAGAAAACAAGCCAGAGAUGAGCAACUCCUUAAGCGUAGAGCCAUGUCGCCAGAGGCCGGAGAUGUGGUGGAAACUGAGAAGGUCAUGACACCGACUGAAAUCGUUCAAGGCUUGAAGUCCCCUGACCUAGCAGUGAAGACAGCGUCAGCUAAGGCGGCCAGACGUAUACUAUCAAAGGAACAAAAUCCUCCCAUCACUGUGAUGGUCAACGCUGGUGUCAUCAAACCACUGGUGGAUGCCUUGGAUAGGGAUGAAUGUCAAGAUUUGCAGUUUGAAGCGGCAUGGGCUCUAACAAAUAUUGCUUCAGGCACUCACGAACAUACUAUGGCUGUCAUCAAUGGGGGCGCUAUCCCUAAAUUGGUGUCCCUCCUCGGCCGAGGGGGUGUGGUGGGGGAGCAGUGUGCCUGGGCCAUCGGCAACAUAGCUGGUGACGGGGCCAUGCCCCGAGACACCGUGUUGAGCUACGGAGCCCUACCGGCACUGCUGCCUCUGCUGACGCCUAAUACCGCUCCUAGCCAGCUUCGGACUGCUGCCUGGACUUACAGCAACCUUUGCCGAAAUAAAAAUCCGCUAGUGAAGUUUGAACAAGUCGCCCCAGCUUUGCCGUUCGUCUCGGAGCUACUCACUAUUUCUGAUCAAGAUGUACUUGCGGACACAUGCUGGGCCCUCUCUUAUUUGACCGAUGGUCCGAAUGAACGCAUAGAGGAAGUACAAAACACAACGAAUCUAUUACCUCGGCUCAUAAUGCUGUUACAACACAAGUCUCCGGCCGUUCGGACACCAGCUCUGAGAGCUAUUGGGAAUAUGCUUACUGGGUCUGAUGUACAGACUGAUCGUUGCUUAGACGCUGGUUGUUUAGACCACCUAACAACACUGUUACACUGCGGCAAGCCGUCGUUGGUGAAGGAAGCAGCUUGGGCCGUCAGUAACGUACUAGCAGGGACGCAGCAACAAAUACAACAAGCCAUUGAUAAGGGGAUGUUGACUCACCUCGUACACGUGUUGUCUUCUGAUGAUGUCAAAUGUCAAAAGGAAGCAGCAUGGGCGAUCACAAACUUAUGUCUGGGAGGUACACCGAAUCAGCUCGAUGCUCUAAUUACCGCUGGAUUUUUGGAGCCCUACUGUGCUAUCAUGGGUUCUCCCGACCAAAGGGCUGUUACAGUUGUCUUGGAUGGAUUAACGCAUCUGUUGCAAGCUGCAGUUAAGUUUGGCCAAGUUGAACCAUUGUGUAUAAAGUUGGAAGAAAUUGGUGCUUUGGAUAGGAUCGAGGCGUUACAGGAACAUGAAAAUGAACAGAUAUACAAGAAAGCGCUCCACAUACUCGAUACCUAUUUCAUGGACCAAGAUGAUAAAAACACUCAGCCACAGGAAGCCACGGAUAUGUAUCAAUUUGGUGCUAUCGAAGCUGAAGGAAAUAUUAACUUCUAAUAUCUAAUUAAUAUUUCGUUAAAGACUGGUUACUUUUAAUUUUAUGCUAGCUAAUUUUUAUAGAAAAAAAUCAAUAAAUAAAUAACUUUAGAUCUUGUUAGGGAGAUGAUAGCUGGAUAAGAUGAAAAUAUUACAUAUAACAAAGGAAAUUCAUUAAUUCUAAACCUUUAAUUAUAUUGAAAAUAAUGUUAGGGUCAUAUUUGUAGUAAAACUGUAUUUUUUUAACCAAUUUGUCAAAUGUGUUGCCCGAAAUAGUCUAAUUUGUUAAUCCGGCUAUAUUCUUAAUUCGUAAAGUGCCCUUGAUAUUUACUAAACAAAAUUUUCCUUGUAUAUUUAUAAG